GUUCAUUUUAUUUUUUUUUAAAUGCGUCGGAAUCAAUGUUUAUCUUUUCUUCUGGUAUGCCAGGACAAUCUGGUUCCUUGGUCUCGUUACGUCAUGGAGCGAUUGUUGUGUUCAAUGUUGUCCUAAAUACACUUCCUAGUUGACACACAAAACUAAACCUCAGAGAUACAGAGAUGCCGAAAGGAAAGCUGAAGCCAGAGGACGAGCAGACGAUACGAGAAAACUACUUUCUUUUAAGAGAAGAGCUCGACGCUAAGGAUCUUGUGGAAUUUUUAUGUCAGCACAAAGUUUUGGCUGAUAACGAUAAGCAAAGAAUUAUUUCUAAAAAAUAUAAGUCGGAAAGGAAUGAUCUGCUGUUAUCGUUGAUCUUGAAUGCAGGUUCCGGGGAUGGAUUUCAACUGUUUAUGACAUCCAUCGAGAAACACUUCAAGAACUUGCAUUCUCGUCUGCAAGAUAUAGCCAAACAAAAAAUCUGGUCAGCGAAUCAAAUAAAGAAAGCCAAAGAAUUUGAGCAGGAGAAAGAGCAGUAUGACAAAGAGAAAGCUGAAUGGAUUGACAGGCUUAAACAGUUACAAGAAACCAAUUCAGCUCAAUCGAAGAAGAUCGAAGAUCAAGAUGCCAAAAUUCAGCUCUUAACAGAUGAAAAUACAAAAUUGAAAGAAGAGAUUAAAAAAUAUAAAGAGGAAGAGCAAGCUAAAAGCCGUGAGGAAGAGAUACAGAAUGUCAUUUCCAAUGCUUCACGGAAAGAAACCAAUAUAUCAGUCAAAGAUACCAUUCUGAAAGGUCUGAAAGAGGAAAGGGAGAAAAUUCUAAAGAAUUUUACAGAAGCUAAAAAACAGACCCCCCCGGACGACAGGAUAGCAUUACUUGAGAAAAGACUCCAUCAACUUGUCUCCGUGAGGCCUGUGAAAAAAAGUGUCACUUUUGACUUCGAUACAGACGCUAUGCCAUCCGACUCCAGCAAGAUUUAUCUUUUCCAGGAAGAUGAGCCGCUGUCAAUCCACGCAGCAAACAGCUUGUUGAAAGAAGCACACGUUUUAAGAGAGCUUACUCUUGCUAGAGAGAAUCGAAACUUUGCUUUGGAACAAAAAUUAGAGAAGAAGGACGUCUUGAAAGACGUCUUGGAGAAAGAAAUUGGUGUUCUUAUUUACGAAAUAGAAAAAUUGUCUGAAAGGUUUCGAGAUACGACAGAAAAUUUCUUAAAGGAGAAAAAAUCGUUAGAAGGAAAGUUACUGGCAGAGGAAAACAAACAGAUCAUGAUCAGUAAAGAUUUAGAAAAUAAAAAAAAUGAACUUCAGGAACGUCUUAAGGAGAGCAGUGAGCUUAUACAGCAAAUAGAGAAAAAUUUUAGUGCUUCUGUUUUGUUGGAGCGGGAGAAAACUAGAUUGGAAGGUUUACUUGUAGACAAGGACAAUAACGCUGGGCAACUGAACAAGAAAUUAGAAGAAAACUCGAUAAAGAAAAUUGAAUUUGAAAGCGUGAUCAAAAAUCUAGAAAAAUUGAGCAAGACUUCAAGUGACGAGCUGCAAAAACUUCAAGACGAAAGAUUGAAACUGACUGGUGAAUUAAAAGUCAAAGAAAAUGAAAAUAACUUUCUCCUAAGAGAGAUAGAAAAACUGAAAGAACAAGCCCAACAAAGCAGAACGGAAAUAAAAGAUCUAGAAAAAAGAUGUAAAGAUACAGAGAAAGAGAGAGACGCUCUCCUGGAACAGACUAAACUACUGCAAGGUUCUGCUGUGGACAAACAAAACAACAUGGAAGAGCUGAAAAACAAACUUGAUAAAACUAAUUCGCAGCUAAAAGAAUUAACCGACAGGAAUAAAGAAUUGGAAACCAAUUCAAAGUCGUCUGGUAAUGAAAAGCUUCAACUAGUUGGCGAAAAAGCACAAUUGGAACAACAGAAAAUCGAACAAAGCAAUAAAAUUUUAGCCAUGAAGAAAAAAAUUCGUCACCUGAAAAACAUGAUCAAGAAACUGACUUUGGAUAUAAAAGACCUGGAAAAUAUUCGAGAGGAAGCCAUCUUUCAGCAGAAGAGGAACGAGAUCUUAAGUCGAGAACUAGAGACCUUCAAAUCUUCCCAGGAGACAAAAUUUAUAGAGAUCCCAGAGUUUGUUGUUGAGAGCAAUACGCCACCGAAGUCCAAUAACAGACGCGGCAAAGCAGUCAACCCAGGUGGCAUAAAAGUAAAUAUUCCGGAGACGCCUUUGCCUAGCCCACGUGGAGAUGUGUCACGCAGGGACCCACCAGUAUGGACGAGUAGGCCAAGUACUAGCUCAAGUGUUGUAUCAAGUACUAGCCCAGCGCCGCCCAUGCUUACAUCUGCUACCAGAAGACGUCAGACGACUCUCACAGCCAACUCAACUCAACUCUUAGCCAAUGAGAAGCUACAGAAAGAAAAGAAAUGAUGGAAACAACUCUCAGGAUCUCAUGGACAUGCGCAUUGCAACAUAUUCUAUACUUUGUUCUUAGACAGUUGCAGAUUUUCAUACAUGGCGGAAAUUCUAUAAAUAGCAAACAUUUUGGGGUAUCCGGUGUAAAAAAUAAAAUAAAGCGUUGAUGACCUAUUUUUUUUUAAACGGUUAUGGUUAUGGUACACACUUGAGUACUUCUGUAUAAAUUGUUUUUAAGCUUUUAUGUCUGAAAUUUCUUUUUUAGUUGGCAAUUUCGGAGUUCAAUUUACCGUCCUUGAUAAUAGUUUAUCGUGAAAAAGUUAGAAUUAAAUGUGUACCAUAAGCAAUGUAUUGUAUCGACUGUAUUAUAAUAUUAUAUUCCACUAAAUAAAUUUUUAAAAAAAUGGAAUAGUGCUAAUAUGUUUGAAUUACGUCAUCAUUUGUUGUGGGUGUUUGUGUUAAAUGUACUUGACAGGAUGUGACGUAAUAAAAUGAUGGCUACUCUUAUCAACAUGAAGU
Molecule: messenger RNA, 2909 nt
Organism: Biomphalaria glabrata
Lineage: Eukaryota; Metazoa; Mollusca; Gastropoda; Planorbidae
Product: myosin-6-like
Exons: 36
Coding region: 174-2405 (743 amino acids)
Biological process (GO): regulation of apoptotic process
Source: RefSeq, a predicted model, not a curated record